AUGCUGUUUCAAGAUGAGCCAGAUGAAGACAGUGGCCCUGGUUUGUUCCAAGAUGAGAAGGAGGAAGAUGCUGGGCCUGUCCUCUUUCAAGCUGAAAGAGAUGAGCCAGUGAUUUGCCAGAGACACAAACCUGGAUCACAGAAUGUUUCUCUGAGCCUUCUCAGGGAUGAGCCAGAAGAAGGUGAUCAACAGCCUCCUCAGGUUCUGUUUGGCAUGGAGGCUGAUGAGCUUUCAGAAGACUCCGCGUACGAGGCUGAUGAUGAGGACACCAAGGAUAUCCAAGCAUUGGUGCAGCUCAGUUUUUCAACUCUGAACCAGUUCUUGACAACAAACUUGAUAGGAAAAGGUGCGCGAGAGCCUACAGCUGAACAAGCCAAGAAAAAGCGGCGCUACAACAAUGAAGGUCGUGCAAAAGACAAGGACGGCGAGUUGGCAGACUACUUGCAAGCCAACACUUCGUGUCUGGUGAAUAUGAAUGCAACUGCAGCAUUCACAGCGCCUUGCAAAGCUGUUGCAGAACUUUUGAUGAUCACCCUUGAAAAGGCCAUGGAGAUCUAUCAGGCAAAAGGCAAACCAGCUCCUGAUACACUGACUCUGGUCAGUGACAACACUGUCAAAGAAGUCAAGAAUUCUGUUUGCCUUGGUGUGAUGCUGGUUCUGGCCCAGGUUCACUUGUGCCAUGAUGAUGAGAUUAGUCACACCCAUGAUGUCAUUGGCAGCUCGUACUCGUACUUUUUGCAACUUUGCAGACGGCUAUCUCGCUCAACAAGCAUGAUCGAUGCAGACUCUGUGAAACUCAUCCUGGAAGAUGAACUACGAAAGCCAUCCUUGGCCAAGUGGGUCAAUGGGACGGUUGAUGUCAGGAUCAUCCGCAAGAUCCGGAACUGGAAGGUGGAUUGCUUGUGGAUGCUACGGCAAACCACUAUUUCUUCUUCUGUCGAAGAAGAGGCAGAACACUAUGACACUGACGAGGGGACAAACCACCGAAGAGACAGGCAGCCAGACGAUACAUUCGUGUUGGUGAAAGAGUACAUAUCAUCACCAGACUUGAGACAGUUGCCCUUGUUGGUCCUGACAUGUGAGAGCCGUGCCUACUUGCGGAACUUGGCAGACUGCAGUCUCCCUGUGAAUGAGCUUCCUCAUUUACGAUGGCACGAGGAAGCUCCGGUGAUUGAAGUGAUGCCACAGGACUGGGUCACCUGCUGCCUAAGCUUCCUCUUCAAUGGUUCUCGCUUGUUCAGAGAGCCCCUUGACUUGAAUGUGAUGCAAAAGGCAGAUGGUGCUGGUGUGGACACCUCUCAGCCCUUCCUGGUCGUGAAGAAAGGCUUUACACGGCUGAUACAUGAUGGCAAUGAGUACUUUUGCUUGAGUUGCAUGUAUCUCUACCUUCAUCUUCCCUGUUCCAUCACUGCCUGUACGUGCAUGGAGACAGUUAACUUCGAGGCGAUCCAGUUGAGCACACAAGGGUCCGAGCGCCAACGCAAAGAUGCAACUCAGCUGUACGGACCAAGGACAACUUUUGAUGAGCGACAACAGACUGAGAGUGGACGCGAGCAAAACGAGUCGGAACUUCUCAAUGAGCUUGUUAGUGCUUACAACUCAUAUCGAGCAAACGCUGCGAUCAAGCGGUGGCAGAUCAGUGGUGAUCAGCAGGCAGCAAUUUGGUGCAUUAUCAUUGGGCUCGAUGAUACAUCACGCUGCCUGCUGCGUUCCCACUUGGACCACAACAAGUGGGAAGAGUCAGGCAUCAUUGCUGAUAUUGGCGCAUUGGUCACACCAGAAGCACAACACUUGCACUUUCAAAAGUACAACAUGUGGUGGAGCAACAAUGCCCGUCGUAUGAAAAAGACGAUGCGGUGCCGCCUGCGGUGGUCAGAAGAGCAGUGGACAGCGAAUGUGAACCACUGUUGCAUAUUUAUCUGGGUCCGUGGCCACUGUGAGAAUGAGGCAUUGCUGACAGCGGAGUAUGGCGUGGUGUGCGCCAACUUGUCCCACGAUUACAAGGAAGCUGUCAGCUACAAUCUGAGAAAGAACAAGGCAGAUGUCAUUGAACAAGAAACAGUGUUGCACAUGAGAGACCAGAUCCAAACCGGACUCAAUGUCGCAGAUGCUUUUAUGCAGAAGCGAUUGCUUAUGGUGUGCGCGGACAAGAAUAAGGGUGUGCGCGGACAAGAAUAA
Molecule: messenger RNA, 2178 nt
Organism: Durusdinium trenchii
Lineage: Eukaryota; Dinophyceae; Suessiales; Symbiodiniaceae
Source: the annotation of a GenBank genome assembly